AUGGCUGUGGGAACGGCUUCGUUACAGGAUCGCCUGGAAAGGUGGUCCCAGCGCCUCAGCAAUCUCACGGUGUCGCCAUUGACUCGCGAUUACCCAGAUACCCAACAGGAUGGCAUUGGGAAGCGGGCCAUCGAGGCCUUUGAAUCUAUCAAACUGCCCCAGGAAGCUCAAUUGGCUCUAAAAAAGCUUUCUGGCUCAUCUUCUUCGGACUUCACCGUUUUUCUGACUGCUCUGGUUAUCCUGGUGGCUCGUUUGACCGGUGACGAAGAUAUCGCGGUGGGCACAAGCGUUGGCGACGAUGGUCGUCCAUUUGUCCUUCGUGUGCCCUACGAGGCAUCUGAGACCUUUGCCCAGCUCUAUUCUAAGGUCGACAAGGCAUUCCAAGAAGGUGCCUCCGAAAUAGUCCCUCUCGGUAGCCUUCGCUCCUAUAUCCAGGACAAGUCGAAGUCCGAACACACUCCAAUUCUGUUCCGUUUCGCCGCAUAUGAUGCCCCUGCUGCCUCUCAGGAGUACCCUGCCAACACAUUCGAUAACACCGAUCUAGUGAUCAACAUCGCCACAACCGGAUCUGCAUCGGAGCUUGAACUCGGAGCCUACUACAACCAGCGUUUGUUCUCUAGUGCUCGGAUAGCCACCAUCCUUCAGCAGCUGGCCCAAAUUGCCAGCACUGCCAGCGCUGAGGAGGCGGUCGGCCGCAUUGAUCUCAUGAGCGAUGAUCAGCUAGCUCUCCUUCCAGACCCCACAAGGGACCUGAACUGGUCCAAAUUUCGUGGUGCUAUCCAUGACAUCUUCUCUGCGAAUGCCGAGAAGCACCCCGAGAAGCUUUGCGUGGUGGAGACCAAGUCGAGCUCCCAAGCCCACCGUGAAUUCACAUAUAAGCAGAUCAACGAGGCUUCCAAUAUCUUGGGUCAUCACCUCGUUCAAUCUGGAAUCCAGAGAGGAGAGGUCGUUAUGGUCUAUGCCUACCGUGGUGUGGACCUUGUGGUUGCUGUCAUGGGUAUCUUGAAGGCCGGUGCCACAUUCUCAGUCAUCGACCCGGCAUAUCCGCCUGAGCGUCAGAACAUCUAUUUGGAUGUUGCUCGCCCCCGUGCUUUGAUCAACAUCGCCAAGGCUACCAAGGAUGCUGGCGAACUUUCGGGCAUUGUUCGAUCUUUUAUCACUGAGACCUUAGAACUCCGCACUGAGGUGCCGGCUCUUGCUCUUCACGAUGACGGAACCCUGACUGGUGGAUCUAUCAACGGCCAGGAUGUUUUCACCAAGGAGGUUGGGUUGAAGUCCAAGCCCGUCGGUGUUGUUGUUGGACCUGAUUCAACUCCCACUCUGUCUUUUACUUCUGGUUCUGAGGGUCGUCCAAAGGGUGUCCGUGGCCGCCACUUCUCCCUGGCCUACUAUUUCCCUUGGAUGUCUGAGACCUUCAAGCUUACCCCCGAUGAGAAGUUCACUAUGCUGAGUGGAAUUGCCCACGACCCAAUUCAGCGUGAUAUUUUCACUCCUCUGUUCUUGGGUGCUCAGCUGCUGGUCCCUGCCAAGGAGGAUAUUCAAAACGAGAAACUUGCCGAGUGGAUGCGAAAUUAUGGGGCUACGAUCACCCAUCUUACACCAGCCAUGGGCCAAAUUCUGGUCGGUGGUGCCUCCGCGCAAUUCCCCGCUCUUCAUCAUGCUUUCUUCGUCGGAGACGUUUUGAUCAAGAGAGAUUGCAAGGCCCUGCAAGGCCUUGCACCUAACACUGCGAUUGUCAACAUGUACGGAACCACUGAGACCCAGCGUGCUGUCAGUUACUACGAGAUCCCUAGCUACUCCAACCAAGAAGGAUUCCUCGAUACCAUGAAGGAGGUUAUCCCCGCCGGUCACGGUAUGCUCGACGUCCAGAUGCUCGUCGUCAACCGUUACGACCCCACCCGCAUUUGCGCAAUUGGUGAGGUUGGAGAGAUCUAUGUCCGUGCUGCUGGUCUCGCCGAGGGCUACCUGGGAACUCCGGACCUCAAUGCCACCAAGUUCCUGACAAACUGGUUCGUGAAGCCCGAGGUUUGGAUCGAGAAGGAUAAGGCGGAGUCCAAGAACGAGCCCUGGAGGGAAUUCUACGUUGGUCCUCGAGACCGUCUUUACCGCAGUGGUGACUUGGGUCGUUACACUCCUUCUGGUGACGUGGAAUGUUCUGGUCGAGCUGAUAGCCAGGUCAAGAUCAGAGGUUUCCGAAUUGAGCUCGGUGAAAUUGACACCCAUCUUUCUCGCCAUCCUCUGGUCCGUGAGAAUGUGACUCUGGUUCGACGUGACAAGUUCGAGGAGCCCACCCUGGUCAGCUAUUUCGUGCCCGACAUGAGCAAAUGGCCCCAGUGGCUUGAAAGCAAGGGCCUCCAGGAUGACGAUUCCGCGGAUGGCAUGGUCGGUUUACUCCGUCGCUUCCGUCCCCUCCGCGACGACGCUCGGGAUCACCUGCGUAGCAAGCUCCCAGCGUAUGCCGUCCCGACUGUCAUCAUUCCUCUCAAACGCAUGCCGUUGAACCCCAAUGGCAAGAUUGACAAGCCUGCCCUCCCCUACCCCGACACCGCAGAAUUGAGUGCCGCCGCCCCGCGCCGUCGCUCUUCUGCGAUGCAGGCUCUGAGUGAGACCGAGCAGGCUCUUGCUAAGAUCUGGGCCAAGCGUAUUCCGAAUGUUACUUCUCGAAUGAUUGGACCCGAUGACUCGUUCUUCGAUCUGGGUGGCCAUAGUAUCCUCGCCCAGCAAAUGUUCUUCGACCUGCGCCGUCAGUGGCGUGCUCUCGAUAUUAGUAUGAGCGCUAUCUUCCGCAGCCCAACACUCAAGGGCUUCGCUGGUGAGAUCGACAAGCUGCUUGACUCGGAGUCCUUCGCCACAAGCGAUAACGCCAGCGCCACGGCCGAGGCGCCCAACGACGAGUACUCUAAGGAUGCGAAGCAAUUGGUCAACGAGCUGCCUGCGAGCUUCCCCACCCGUAGUGAACCUAUGCUCGCCAGCGAGCCGACCAUUUUCCUCACUGGUGCAACCGGUUUUCUGGGCGCUCAUAUCUUGCGCGACCUGAUUACUCGCAAGUCCCCUAGUGCCAAGGUUGUCACCCUGGUUCGCGCCAAGAGCGACGAGCAAGCCCUGGAGCGAGUCCGCUCUACCUGCCGCGCAUAUGGAUUCUGGGAUGAGACCUGGACCAGCAGACUCCAGGCCGUCUCCGGUGACCUUGGAAAUCCCCAAUUCGGUCUUCCCCAGGCUACGUGGGAUGACUUGGCUAACCGUGUUGAUGCGGUUAUUCACAACGGUGCCCUUGUGCAUUGGGUCUACCCUUACUCGACCCUGCGACCUGCCAACGUCCUGGGUACCAUUGAUGCUUUGAAGCUGUGCGCUACGGGCAAGGCUAAACAACUUGCUUUCGUCAGUUCUACUAGUGCCCUGGACAAGGAUCAUUACGUGGAACUCUCUGAGCGCAGCAUUGCCGAGGGUGGAAAUGGUGUCAGCGAAGAGGAUGAUAUGGAGGGUAGUGCCGUCGGUCUCGGUACGGGCUACGGUCAAAGCAAGUGGGCUGGUGAAUACCUUGUCCGCGAAGCCGGCCGCCGUGGUCUGAGGGCUACCAUCAUCCGUUCCGGGUACGUCCUAGGUGAUUCCAACACGGCUGUUACCAACACAGACGACUUCCUUGUUCGCAUGCUCCGUGGAUGCAUCCAGCUCUCUGCCCGUCCCAACAUCAACAACAGUGUCAACAUGGUGCCAUGCGAUCAUGUGGCGAGAAUUGUCAUUGCCACUGCGUUCCAUCCUCCUCGCGACCCUGUUGGAGUCGCCCAUGUUACAGGCCACCCUCGCCUCCGCUUUAACCAGUUCCUGGGCGCGCUCGAGCUCUACGGCUACGAUGUUCCACAGGUUGAUUAUGUUCCCUGGGCUCUGUCCCUUGAGCAGUACGUCAACGACGGCAAGCAUGAUGACAAGGAUUCUCAGCACGCCUUGAUGCCGCUUUACCACUUCGUCACGAACGAUCUGCCGGCGAACACCAAGGCCCCUGAGUUAGAUGACCGUAGCGCGGCCGCUGCUCUCAAGUCCGAUGCGGUUUGGUCUGGCGUCGAUGUGUCUGCCGGUGCUGGUGUGACGGAGGAGCUGGUUGGCAAGUAUGCCUCUUACCUGGUUGAGAUUGGAUUCCUACCUCCUCCGACUAUUGCCGGAGCUCGCCCCCUACCGGCGGCAGGUAUUACCGAGGAGCAGAAGAAGACGCUCCUAGGGGUUGGUGGCCGUGGUGGAACCGCGUAG
Molecule: messenger RNA, 4242 nt
Organism: Penicillium waksmanii
Lineage: Eukaryota; Fungi; Ascomycota; Eurotiomycetes; Eurotiales; Aspergillaceae
Gene: aarA
Product: L-aminoadipate-semialdehyde dehydrogenase
Exons: 4
Coding region: 1-4242 (1413 amino acids)
Biological process (GO): L-lysine biosynthetic process
Molecular function (GO): L-aminoadipate-semialdehyde dehydrogenase [NAD(P)+] activity; phosphopantetheine binding
Source: RefSeq, a predicted model, not a curated record